Molecule: messenger RNA, 1272 nt
Organism: Lottia gigantea (owl limpet)
Lineage: Eukaryota; Metazoa; Mollusca; Gastropoda; Lottiidae
Exons: 1
Coding region: 1-1272 (423 amino acids)
Biological process (GO): carbohydrate metabolic process
Source: RefSeq, a predicted model, not a curated record
AUGGAUACAAGAUACAGUACAUCAUUUAUCUAUUUUCUAGUUUGUUUCACCGUUGUUGUGUUUGCGGACAAGAACAAUGAUGAUAGUUGUACACCAACGAAUUGUAAGCUUCCGGAUUGCAGAUGUCCCGGACACAAUAUCCCGGGUGGCUAUAAACCAGAAGAGAUACCACAGAUGGUUCUUAUAACAUUUGAUGAUGCUGUCAAUUGGGAAAAUUGGGGAUAUUACUCUCGACUCUUUCCUCCAGACGGAAGCAGGAAAAAUCCCAAUGGCUGUCCGAUUGGAAUGACUCUCUUCGUGUCCCAUAACUAUACGGAUUAUUGUAUGAUUAAGAAAUUGCAUUCAAGAGGAAUGGAAAUAGCAGAUCACAGCAUUUCCCAUAGAAUGCCUCAGAAAUGGUGGGCGGAAAUAUCGGAACAGGAAUUGAGAGAUGAAAUUCUGAAACAAAAGACUAAUCUGGCGGAUUUGGCUGAUGUUCCUAUUGCGGAUAUAAAGGGUUGGAGAAGCCCUUUCUUACAACCGACCGGCGAUACAAUGUUCAGUAUUCUCUAUAACAAUAAUUUUACCUAUGAUGCAACCAUGACCUACCCCUAUCCUAGAAAUGUGUAUUCACCAGUGAUGUGGCCUUUUACUCUGGAUUAUUCGUAUACUCUUUUAUGCAACAUUAAGCCGUGUCCUAAAAAUGCCUAUCCUGGUUUUUGGAUACUUCCUGUUGUGAUCUUGAUGGACUAUCGCGAGGAACAAAUGUGUGCUUAUGUAGAUUAUUGUGCCAAUGCCCCAAGAAAUAAGCAGGAGUCAUUUGACAUGUUGUGGAAGAAUUUCUUAAGGAAUUAUCGAACGAAUCGGGCACCUCUAUAUAUCAAUCUUCAUUCUCGGUGGCUGAACACCGAUUACAACAUAGACGCUAUGGAUGAUUUCAUCCAAAGAUUGUUAUCCAUGGAAGACGUAUACAUCACCACCGUCAGUAAAGCAAUUAAUUGGAUGAAGAACCCGAAGACUUUAUCAGAAAUAAAAAAUUUUGAUCCAUGGAAAUGCAACUUUAAACCAAAUCAAGAGGACGAUGCUUUCUGCUCCUUCACUUACAAACCAAGGAUCACUGCUCGUCCUACGUCUACAAUCCCUCCAGAAAACGACGUUCAUGAAAAGCAAGAGACAACAAAUCAUGGGAAACACGACCAUCGGCCAUGGUUUUUGAAAAAUAGUGCCAGUAUGUUUAAGCCAGUGGUAACAUCCAUUGUUUUUGUGAUAUAUGUAUUUAAGAUGUUGGCGUAA